Brachypodium distachyon (stiff brome) is the source of this 815-nucleotide messenger RNA. RefSeq lists its product as uncharacterized. The transcript has a single exon. Bases 206 to 595 code for a protein of 129 amino acids. Lineage: Eukaryota; Viridiplantae; Streptophyta; Magnoliopsida; Poales; Poaceae. The record is from RefSeq and is a predicted model, not a curated record.
CUUCAUCGGUUCAAUCACGAGCGGCACCCACUUCACCUCUCCCUGCUCCUCUGGCUCUCGCCUCUCUCUACACAUAUAUAACCACCAUCGCGGGCUCUCAAGAACGCUAGUCCAUAGCUCGCGCGCGCGCCUCCAACUCGACCAAUUAAUCCAGCCGCCACCGUCCAGCCCCCCAAAGCACUUGAUUAAUAAUCGAUCGACCGAUAUGCAUCCGCUGAUGGGGGCUCUGCUGGAGGCAGGGGACGGCCGUCGCUGGUCUCGUUGCUUCUUCUCCUUCUUCUUGGGCCCCGUGGCGCGGCAGGCGGCGGCGUGGGCGGGCGCGCUGGCGCUGGCCGUGUCCGUGGCGUCGUUCGCGCCCGAGGCCGCGUUCGUCUGGGCGCUCUCCGGCGGCGGCGGCGGCGGGUGCGCGGCCGGGGCGGUGCGCGUGCCGCUCGACGGCGGCGGGGACCACCUGUGCGUGCCGGCGAGGAUGGCCGGCCGGACCUGCGCCGACCUCCUCGUGCCGCCGGCCUUCGCCGCGCUCUCCGUCGCCGCAUCCGCCUGCUUCGUCCGCGCGCUCGCCAUCGGCCGCCGCCGCGACGGCUACGAGUACUAGCUCUCUUUCACGAUCGUAGAAGCCGCGCGGAGCAGAGACACGACGACGACGAACAGCUCGUCACGAACUUCCUUCCUUUUCCAGUUCAAAAAAAAAAAACUUCCUUCCUUGCCCUCGACAUAUUAGAUGACAUGCGUUUCCUCUCUAAGAUCUUGUACGUACAUUGACGCCUUGUUAAUCUCAACUGUACUAAUAUAUACACAAAAAACACUUGCAACAA